ACCCUCAUCGCAACAGCGCACCACCACCACCACCGUCUCCAGCCAUGGCCUCUUCCGCCUCCCUACAGCGCUUUCUCCCCCCGUCCUCACACGUGGCAGCAUCCCGCCGCCGCCCUCCCGCCGUCCGCACCCGCCCCGUGCAGUCGUUGACCGUGUCCGCGCCGUCCUCCUCGACACCGGUCGCGGACGAUGCCGUGUCGGCGGAGCGGCUGGAGCCGCGGGUGGAGCAGCGAGAGGGGCGGUACUAGGUGCUCAAGGAGAAGUACCGGGCAGGGCUGAACCCGUAGGAGAAGGUGAAGCUGGGGAAGGAGCCCAUAUCGUUGUUCAUGGAGGGCGGCAUCAAGGAGCUCGCCAAGAUGCCCAUGGAGGAGAUCGAGGCCGACAAGCUCUCCAAGGAGGACAUCGACGUGCGUCUCAAGUGGCUCGGCCUCUUCCACUGCCACAAGCAUCAGUAUGGGCGGUUCAUGAUGCGGCUGAAGCUGCCAAACGGCGUGACGACGAGCGAGCAGACGAGGUACCUGGCGAGCGUGAUCGAGGCGUACGGCAAGGAUGGCUGCGCCGACGUGACAACCCGCCAGAACUGGCAGAUUCGCGGCGUCACGCUCCCCGACGUGCCGGCCAUCCUCGACGGGCUCAACGCCGUCGGCCUCACCAGCCUUCAGAGCGGCAUGGACAACGUCCGCAACCCCGUCGGCAACCCGCUCGCCGGCAUCGACCCCGACGAGAUCGUCGACACCCGAUCCUACACCAACCUCCUCUCCUACAUCACCAGCAACUUCCAGGGCAACCCCACCAUCACCAACCUGCCGAGGAAGUGGAACGUGUGCGUGAUCGGGUCGCACGAUCUGUACGAGCACCCGCACAUCAACGAUCUCGCGUACAUGCCGGCGGUGAAGGACGGCAAGUUCGGGUUCAACCUCCUCGUCGGCGGGUUCAUCAGCCCCAAGAGGUGGGAGGAGGCGCUGCCGCUCGACGCCUGGGUCCCCGGCGACGACAUCAUCCCGGUGUGCAAGGCCGUUCUCGAGGCGUACUGCGACCUCGGCACCAGGGGCAACCGCCAGAAGACCCGCAUGAUGUGGCUCAUCGACGAACUUGGGAUGGAGGUUUUCUGGUCGGAGGUGGAGAAGAGGAUGCCGAACGGCGUGCUGGAGCGCGCGGCGCCGGAGGACCUCAUCGACAAGAAAUGGCAGAGGAGGGACUACCUCGGCGUGCACCCGCAGAAGCAGGAAGGGCUGUCCUACGUCGGCCUGCACGUGCCCGUGGGACGGGUGCAGGCGGCGGACAUGUUCGAGCUCGCGCGCCUCGCCGACGAGUACGGCUCCGGCGAGCUCCGCCUCACCGUGGAGCAGAACAUCGUGAUCCCGAACGUCAAGGAUGAGAAGGUGGAGGCGCUGCUCGCCGAGCCGCUGCUUCAGAAGUUCUCCCCGCAGCCGUCGCUGCUGCUCAAGGGCCUCGUCGCGUGCACCGGCAACCAGUUCUGCGGCCAGGCCAUCAUCGAGACGAAGCAGCGGGCGCUGCUGGUGACGUCGCAGGUGGAGAAGCUCGUGUCGGUGCCCCGGGCGGUGCGGAUGCACUGGACCGGCUGUCCAAACAGCUGCGGCCAGGUGCAGGUCGCCGACAUCGGAUUCAUGGGCUGCCUCACCAAGGACAGCGCCGGCAAGAUCGUCGAGGCGGCCGACAUCUUCGUCGGCGGCCGCGUCGGCAGCGACUCUCACCUCGCCGGCGUGUACAAGAAGUCCGUGCCGUGCGACGAGCUGGCGCCGAUCGUCGCCGACAUCCUGGUCGAGCGGUUCGGGGCCGUGCGGAGGGAGAGGGAGGAGAACGAGGAGUAGGAGCACAGACUGGGGGUGGUUUGCUUGCUCCGGUGAUCUCUCCCCGUCCUUGUAACGUAGACGACAAUGCCUUCGCCAAUGGCACGCUUGUACUAUCACGUUUUGGUUUGAUCUUGUAGCCCACAAAGUUGUGUUCAUUCACGUUACAGUCUUACAGAGGAUGGUUGAUAAAUAAAGAAGAACAGAUUCUGCAACUGUUCAUCGCUGUUC
Molecule: messenger RNA, 2042 nt
Organism: Oryza sativa Japonica Group (Japanese rice)
Lineage: Eukaryota; Viridiplantae; Streptophyta; Magnoliopsida; Poales; Poaceae
Product: ferredoxin--nitrite reductase, chloroplastic-like
Molecular function (GO): oxidoreductase activity; iron-sulfur cluster binding; heme binding
Source: RefSeq, a predicted model, not a curated record